GGUAAAAGUUCCACAUACGAAGCAAAGACACAACAAGCAAAGCACAACAAGACCGAGAGAGCGGCAUGGUUGACUCGCGCACAGUGGGCCUCAUUGUGGCCGCAGCCGUAGUGGUCUUCGUGAUCGUCACGGCAUUGAAAGGCAUUCGCAUCAUCAAGGAGAAGGAAGUGAUGGUGAUCGAGCGCUUUGGGCGGUUCAAGACCGUGUUGUCGCCGGGGUGUCACUUUAUCAUUCCGUUCGUGGACCAGCCGCGCGAACAUACGCAAAAGUACGUUGUCAACGUGGCCGAUCGCUUGACGUUGGUGGACAAACCCAAGAUCUUGACCAUCUCGACGCAGAACGAAGUUCUGGAUUUCCCCAAGCAACCUGUGAUCACGCGCGACAACGCCGCCAUCUUCCUCGACGCCGUGCUGCAGUACUCGAUCACCAGCCCCAAGACGUACAUCUACACGGUCAAGAACCUCCCGCAUCUGCUGAGCGUGCUGCUGCAAGCGCAGGUCCGCAACGUCGCGGGGUCGUUGGACGUGGAUCAAAUCAUCGAAGACACCGCCCAGAUGGACCGCGUGUCGGGCCUGAUGGACGCCGCCGCCGUGCAGUACGGCGUGAAGAUCGCCAUGGUGAAGAUCCAACGCGUGGACGCGGGUGCGUUGAGCCAAGUUCUGGCGAAGAAGAAGCAGGCCGAUUUGAACAACAAGGAGAUUAUCAUCCAAGCCAAGGCCAUGAAGCAAACGACAGUCAUCAACUCGGAAGGGAACCGCGAUCGCAUGAUCAAGGAGUCCGAGGGAGAAGCCCAGCAGACCCUUUCGCGUGCACGUGGGGAAGCUCAGGCGAUUGUGAAUGCCGCCACCGCCGAAGCGCGCAGCAUCAAGGAAAUUUCCAAAGUCGUGUCCCGAAGUGGCGAGAACCCGUUGCGGUACCUCCUCGCGCUCAAGUACAUUGACGUCAUGUCGCAAGUUCUGUCGCUCAAGCAGACGGAAGUGCAGCUCAUGCCGUUUGAAACCACGUUCCUCCAGACCAUUCGUGGGCUUGGACUCAACACGGUCGCGCCCAGGGUGGUCUAACUUGUUCCGAGAUCUGUUUUAUAUCGGCAACUUUGCCGCCAUAUAUAUGGUGGUAGCAUAUACUCCGGAGUAAACGCUUGGAAGUUGCAGUUUUUUCGAUGUGUAAAACUAUCGCAAUAUUUCUUUUCUGUUUUUUAUUAUAUUAUUAUUACGGAAAGUCCCAUUGCGACGCCCG
This is a messenger RNA of Aphanomyces astaci, 1236 nucleotides long. RefSeq lists its product as hypothetical. Bases 66 to 1061 code for a protein of 331 amino acids. The record is from RefSeq and is a predicted model, not a curated record. The transcript is spliced from 4 exons. NCBI's taxonomy places the organism in Eukaryota, Oomycota, Saprolegniomycetes, Saprolegniales, Verrucalvaceae.